Molecule: messenger RNA, 879 nt
Organism: Glycine soja
Lineage: Eukaryota; Viridiplantae; Streptophyta; Magnoliopsida; Fabales; Fabaceae
Product: putative germin-like protein 2-1
Exons: 2
Coding region: 78-725 (215 amino acids)
Cellular component (GO): cell wall
Molecular function (GO): manganese ion binding
Source: RefSeq, a predicted model, not a curated record
UGCUAAACACACAUUGCUAGCACACACAUAUUCUCGUCACUUACAAACUCCACUAGGGCUUUCUGCGUUCUUGUCAAAUGGCUAAUCUCUCGUUGUUGCUGGCAGUUUUGGCUCUUUCACUUUCAGUUGCUUUAGCAGCUGAUAAUAGUGCUCUCCAAGAUUUCUGUGUGGCAGACCCAAAAGGGCAAGUGCUGGUGAACGGUUUCGCAUGCAAGGAUCCAAAACUUGUUGAAGCAAACGACUUCUUCUUCAGUGGUCUUCACAUAGCAGGCAACACCACAAACCCUAAUGGGUCAAAAGUGACACCAGCCUUCGCAACUCAGCUUCCAGGGUUGAACACUCUCGGCAUCUCCAUGGCUCGCAUUGACUAUGUUCCAUGGGGCAUUAACCCUCCUCACACGCACCCUCGCGCCACCGAGGUUUUAACCGUUCUGGAUGGUACCUUAGAAGUUGGAUUCGUCACUUCCAACCCCGAAAACCGCCACUUCAGGAAGGUCUUACAGAAGGGUGAUGUGUUUGUGUUCCCCACAGGACUUGUGCAUUACCAGAGAAAUGUUGGGUAUGACAAUGCUGUGGCCAUUGCAGCUCUUAGCAGCCAGAAUCCAGGACUCAUCACCGUUGCUAAUGCGGUGUUCGGGGCUACGCCGGAUAUAGAUGGAGACGUUCUUGUUAAGGCUUUCCAUUUGGACAAGGCUAUCGUCAGUUAUCUACAGUCAAAGUUCUAGACAAGAACAUGGGAGAGAGAUUUAGAAUUUGAUUAAUUUAUUGCUUACUAUGUGCUGUGUAGUUUUUAUGCAUUUUCUCCGUUUGUAUGCUUUAUUUUUUGUUGGCCUUUUUGUGUUAAGAUCUAUCACUUGAUUAAUUUAUAGAAUUUGGUGU